AUGCAUUUCCAGCAGACACAGUCCGCGGGCUCUGCUGCGCCAGCAGACGACCAGAAGCCCAUGAAGCAGUUCAUCCAGACAUCCUCAAGCCUACCGUUCGGCCAGAGCCUCGAGUUGUCCUCCAUCGGCGGCCCUACCUACCUCACCGCCCAGACCCUGAUCCAGCAGGUCGCAUACACACUGUCUGACAAGCUCUUCGCCUACUCGCCAGAAACAUUCGAUCUAGAUUUUGCCGUAAAGCAAUGGAAAGAGCAGGACGAAAAGAAUGCGUUUGGCUAUACAACCGGAGUUUCUCCCCUCGAGACGCGGACAGGAGCGGGCUCGAUUGCUCUAGGAUACAUGUUCUCCAAUGACUUCGACCUCAGCAAGCGCCAUAUCCCGCAAGCGCUUGUCGCAUCUGCGUCCAGUCUGCACCAAUUGCGCCCAGCACUUGACCAGCUAUCUCUGCUUUACUCCCUGGCGAACCCCCUGGUCGCCCAUGUCGCCGCCGUGGACUACGCGGCGGGCUCGUCCUCCGGCUUGGUCACAGACUACGUGUCCGCCCUGACCAUUGCUGACGAGCUCGGCUUGGGAUUGGUGUCCAGUGCGUCGGCUUAUGAGGUACAGCACAUGUCCCUCUUCGCGACUCUGCUCGCCAACAUUGUGCCGACAAUUCACACAUACGACGGACUUACUGUCGGAAGAGAGACUGUAAGAGUUGACGCCCUAGAUCAAGCUGGGUUGUUCCGGGUGUACCAGGCCAUCUCGAAAGAGACUUCCGGAACGGAGAAGAAGCACUCUGACAACGAGGGCAGAGUCGUCCGCCUGCUCAAGGCUUUCAACGAGGAGCUGGGAACGGACUACAAGCUUUUCGAAUAUCACGGACACCCUGCGCCUGAAUCUGUGCUGGUGGUGUUCGGCACCGUGGAGGCCUCCCUCGCUGCCCAGGUUGCGCAAUCGAUGGCCAAGGAAGGCUCGAAAGUUGGUGUGAUCAACGUUCGGGUGUACCGCCCGUUCGUCGAGGAGCUCUUCCUUGAAGUCCUGCCUAAAUCCGUCCAGCACGUUGCUGUUCUCGGUCAGGUCAAGGAUUCCGUAGCCGUGUCCGAUCCCUCUGAGCAUUCUCGCCUCUUCAGCGACGUACUGGCUGCUGUCAGCUUCUCCCGUCAGCUCAGUGGCAUUCCCUUCGUGGAUGAUGUCAAGUAUGCCCGAGAGCAAGUGUGGACUCCCGCCAAGGUUGUCAGCGUGUUCCGCCAGAUUGGCCACAAGUCUGCCUCCAUUGGCGAGACUAUCAACGGCUCCGAGGACCUGGGGGAUCUAGACAUUUUGGACAGCUCUGUUCAGCAGUAUACCUUCUGGGACAUCGCCGAAUCGGCCUCAGCAAGCGCCCCAUUGGUUCUUGGCCAGUUUUUGUCAGCAGAUUCUCCAAACUAUAUCUCGGUCCGCACUGGCCACGACAACCUGGUGCAGGGUGGUGUCAUCCGGACCGACAUCAGAAGCUCUAGCAAGUCUAUCGAAGCCUCUUACUUCAUUGAUACUGCCGACGCGGCAUUCGUGGGCGAUGAGAAGCUCCUUGGAGAGUUCGACGUUUUGAACGGGUUGAAGGAUGGAGGAAUACUAGUUGUUAAGCUCCCAGGCGCCAAGGAUGAGGAUCUCGAGAAGAGGCUUACUGUCGGAGUUCGCAAGGCCAUAUUUGCGAAAAACGUUCAGCUCUUCAUCCUAGACCCAUCUGCAUCGGAGAAGGUAGCCGAGGACAGCAUCCUUGAGACCUACCUCGCCCAGCUGGCUUUCUUGAAAGCCGCACGUAAUGACGCACUUUUCGCCAGUGUACAGAAGCUAGCUGCGAUUAACGGCAGUGAACAGCUACUCGACAGCCUCGCCGAGGAGCUGGAGAAGACACUCCGCCAGGGCAAGGUCCCCGAGUCCUGGGCCAUAAUCGAGCCAGAAGUAGAGAGCAUCUCGCUGCCCACAAAUAUUAACGUCAACAGCUUCACCGCAUUCGAGAAGAUCGACCCCGAGCCGCCAACGCUUCUCAAGACCUGGGUAACAGCCGCCAAGGGCCUCGCCUUCAAAGAAGCCUACGGCACACGCAACGCCCUCCGCCCCGACCUCGGCAUCAAGACCUUCGUCGUGCACGUCAAAGAACGCCGCAGACUGACACCCCUGUCCUACGACCGCAACAUCUUCCACAUCGAGUUCGACCUUGGCGAUUCCGGCCUCACGUACGCCAUCGGCGAAGCCCUGGGGAUCCACGCCGAGAACGACAAAGUGGAAGUCGAGGAAUUCAUAAAAUGGUACGGGCUGAACGCGUCCGAAGUGGUCGAGGUGCCGUCGCGCGAAGACCCCAAUGUGCUCGAGAACCGCACCGUGUACCAGUCGCUGCUCCAGAACGUGGAUAUUUUCGGGCGCCCGCCGAAGCGCUUCUACGAGGCGCUCGCCGAGUUCGCCGACGACGAGAACGAGCGCCGGAAUCUGCUGGCGCUAAGCACGCCCGACGGCGCGACCGAGUUCAAGCGCCGCGCAGAGGUCGACACGAUUACCUACGCGGACAUCCUCCUCGAGUUCCCCUCGGCGCACCCCUCGUUCCACGACAUUGUGCGCAUCGUCGCGCCGCUGAAGAGGCGAGAAUACAGCAUCGCGUCCUCGCAGCGCGUGACGCCGAACUCGGUCAGUCUGCUCAUCGUCACCGUCGGGUGGGUCGACCCCAAGGGCCGCGACCGCUUCGGGCAGGCGACUCGGUAUCUCAACGGCCUUGUGCCUGGGGCGCCUGUGACGGUGAGCGUCAAGCCGAGCGUGAUGAAGCUGCCGGCGAAGAGCACCGCGCCGAUCAUCAUGGCAGGUCUCGGGACAGGCCUGGCGCCCUUCCGGGCCUUCGUGCAAGAGCGCGCGUUGCAGAAGCAGCAAGGCGAGGCCGUCGGCUCCAUCCUGCUCUACAUGGGCUCGCGGCACCAGCGGGAAGAGUACCUCUACGGCGAGGAGUGGGAGGCGUACCGCGACGCCGGCGUCAUCACUUUGCUCGGCCGCGCGUUCUCGAGAGAUCAGCCGCAGAAGAUCUAUAUCCAGGAUCGCAUGCGCCAGAGUCUCGGGGAGAUCAGGGAGGCGUACUUGCAGGGUGAGGGCAGCUUUUACCUGUGUGGGCCGACGUGGCCCGUCCCGGAUGUUACUCAGGUGCUGCAGGAGGCGGUGGAGGAGGAGGCGAGAGUGGCGGGCAGGAAGGUGGAUAGUCGGAGGGAGAUUGAGACGUUGAAGGAUGCGGGGAGGUAUGUGCUUGAGGUGUACUAG
This is a messenger RNA of Coniosporium apollinis CBS 100218, 3258 nucleotides long. RefSeq names its product sulfite reductase (NADPH) flavoprotein alpha-component. The record is from RefSeq and is a predicted model, not a curated record. The transcript has a single exon. The coding region runs from base 1 to 3258 and encodes 1085 amino acids. Gene Ontology annotation, molecular function: FMN binding; sulfite reductase (NADPH) activity; oxidoreductase activity, acting on the aldehyde or oxo group of donors. NCBI's taxonomy places the organism in Eukaryota, Fungi, Ascomycota, Dothideomycetes. Gene Ontology annotation, cellular component: cytosol.